Messenger RNA from Anopheles nili, 809 nucleotides. It is a transcript of the gene Naa20A, whose product is annotated as N-alpha-acetyltransferase 20. Lineage: Eukaryota; Metazoa; Arthropoda; Insecta; Diptera; Culicidae. Gene Ontology annotation, biological process: N-terminal peptidyl-methionine acetylation. The transcript has 5 exons. Gene Ontology annotation, molecular function: protein-N-terminal amino-acid acetyltransferase activity. Gene Ontology annotation, cellular component: NatB complex. Bases 227 to 748 code for a protein of 173 amino acids. The record is from RefSeq and is a predicted model, not a curated record.
UGUAGAUGCGUGUGUACACUCACAGUUGUUUUGGUUGGUAAAUUUUAAGAUAUAAAUUUUGCCGUCAGCGUGUAACGCUAGAGCUGAAAGGAUCUGCCGAAAACUUCUCUGAAGUAUAAUCUGCGAAAUUGGAACAUAAUCUCGCGUACGGCAAAAGAAUAGCGGGUUCGUACAACAGCUUGCGGUAAACCUCGUCACUUGCUACAAAUCGCAAGGAUAAAUUGUAAUGACUUCUCUAAGACCAUUUACCUGUAACGACAUGUUUCGGUUCAACAAAGUGAACCUCGACCCGCUCACUGAAACCUACUGUCUUUCAUUCUAUAUGCAGUACCUCGCACAUUGGCCAGAAUAUUUUCAGGUGGCUGAAUCCCCUACCGGAGAAAUCAUGGGUUACAUCAUGGGCAAGGCCGAGGGUCAAAACGAAAACUGGCACGGACACGUAACAGCUCUCACGGUAUCUCCGGAUUAUCGACGACUCGGUCUAGCGGCUACGUUGAUGAACUUCCUGGAGGACGUUAGCGAAAAGAAACGGUGCUAUUUCGUGGAUUUAUUUGUCCGCGUGAGCAACAAGGUCGCCAUCGACAUGUACACUAAACUGGGAUACAUCGUUUACCGAACUGUGUUAGAAUAUUAUGUUGGCGAUCCCGACGAAGACGCGUACGACAUGAGAAAGGCCUGUUCGCGGGAUGUACAACGGAAAUCGGUCAUUCCCUUAGAACACCCGGUUCGACCAGAGGAAGUAGACUGAUUGCUUUUCUGAAAUGACAGUGACAGAGCCUAAAUACACAGUGAAUUUUGAUGUAAUGCGU